AUGCGCUGCCUCGUUGCCUUCCCGCCUAGCCGCAACCUGCUGCUCCUGUUGCUGCUGCCGUUGCUACUGCUGCUGCUGCAGCUGCUGCUGCUGUUGCAGUGGUCUCGUGGGGUUGCUGCUGCUCGGCUCGACUCUGCAGCCUUCCUGCGGCUCAGCAGCAGCUCGCUGGUGCAGGCGGCACCCAAGUCGUGGCUCUAUUCCCCUCAAGUAGGAGUCCCAACAGCAGCAGCAACAACAGCAGCAGCAACAACAGCAGCAACAGCAGCAGCAGCAAAAAAGUCUUCUGAUAUUGAAGGAUUUGGGGCUUUCGAAGCUUUGAUUAAAGAAAUUCAAGAGGAGCAAUCGAAGGAGGAGCAGCAAACCCCGAAAACCACCGACGCGGUUUAUGAGGGUUUGGUUAUCAGGCAUCGAGAACCUUCAGAGGAGGACAGUCGCGCCCCAAAAGAUUUGCUGCUGCAGCACCCCGUCGUGCUGCAGCACCAACGAGGAAAAUGUAGUGGCUGUGGAGCUGCCUUUCAUGGGUCGAGACCCGAGGCUGCAGGUUACCUUCCUGCUCACCUGCUGCAGCAGGUGCUGCAGCAGCAGCAGCAACAACCGCAGCAACAGCCGAAGCAGCAGCAGCAGCAGCAGCAGAAACGGAACCAUAAGCGUGGAACUCUUAGUGCCCUCUUUGCUGCUGUGAACAAACUGAGGAGUGGUGCUGCUGCUUUCCCUGAUGAUGAUGAUGAUGACGAUGAUGAUGAUGAUGCAGCAGCAGCAGCAGCAAGAGCAGCAGCAGCACCUGCUGCUGGUGAGUAUGAGGUGUCUAAUGAUGUUACGCAGCUAGCAGCAGAAUUAGCAGCAGCAGCACCAGGCACUAAUGCAAUGGAUGUAGAGAAGGCCCUAAUUACUCUUGCUAUGUAUAACCGUGACCCUGGCGAAGCCAAGCAACAGCAGCAGCAGAAGCGGCGGCAGCAGCAGCAAAAGGAAGAGCAGCAGCAGCAGCAGCAGCAGCAGCAGCAGCGGAAUUUGUGGCGUCCUGAGGGGUUUGAAGCUUUUCAUCCUAUUGAACAGCCACAAGAAAUUAUACAAACAGAGGAGCCACCAGCUCCUGCUGAGCGUCUAACAAUCCAGCAGCAGGAGCAGCAGCAGCAGCAACAGCAACAGCAACAGCAACAGCAACAGCAGCAGCAGCAGCAACUGAUAUGUUGUGUGCUGCAGUAA
Molecule: messenger RNA, 1203 nt
Organism: Eimeria maxima
Lineage: Eukaryota; Apicomplexa; Conoidasida; Eucoccidiorida; Eimeriidae
Exons: 4
Coding region: 1-1203 (400 amino acids)
Source: RefSeq, a predicted model, not a curated record